AUGCAAGCACUGCUCGGUGAUGAAGCACGUUUGCGUUCCGCAGACGCCGUUGAGUUGGCCCAGGCAGCUAUCAAUGCAGCUGAGGAUUUAAUUGUCGCUGGUGCAGACGCUUCGAACGUUAACGUUUUACAGGGCGCUGUGACAGCUGCAGUUAAGUUCUUCGCAGCGAAGAUCCGUGGGGCUCAACGAAAUGGUUCCCCUGAGGCCCCGGCUGAAACAGUGAUUGGUGAGAUCCCGGUGGCUAGCUACAUCGCCGGUCGCAGCUCCCAAGUCAUCGUUGAAACGUCGUGCUUCGCCAGUUGA
This is a messenger RNA of Histoplasma mississippiense, 303 nucleotides long. RefSeq lists its product with no specific name. Bases 1 to 303 code for a protein of 100 amino acids. The record is from RefSeq and is a predicted model, not a curated record. The transcript is spliced from 2 exons. Lineage: Eukaryota; Fungi; Ascomycota; Eurotiomycetes; Onygenales; Ajellomycetaceae.